Globicephala melas (long-finned pilot whale) is the source of this 3568-nucleotide messenger RNA. It is a transcript of the gene PIANP, whose product is annotated as PILR alpha associated neural protein. The record is from RefSeq and is a predicted model, not a curated record. Gene Ontology annotation, cellular component: membrane. Gene Ontology annotation, biological process: regulation of immune response. Lineage: Eukaryota; Metazoa; Chordata; Mammalia; Artiodactyla; Delphinidae.
UGACGUUGGUUGGGGAGGUGGGAUGCACAGGCGGAGAGGCGAGUGGGUCCUGGAGUCAGCUGGCCACAGACGUCCCUGGAAGCCCUUUUCCCCUCCCCUGGCUCACACGCCUUCCUCUGUCCCUGCAGCAUCGUUCUUUUCCCGGUUCCGUCUCCCUUCUUCCCACCUGGGCCCCAUCCCUGCCUCUCUCCGUAGCUCCGUAUCCCUUUCCGUUGGAAGAAACAAUUUCCAUCUCCUCCAUCUUUGCUGUUCCCGUUUUCCGUCCCCCGUCCCUUCCUUGUCUCGUGUUGUCCUCAGUACCAUGUUCUCUCCUUUCCCCCUUCCUUCCUCCCCAUCCCUGGUCCCCUCCAUCCCUCUUCUCCCUUCCCCUUCCACGAUCUCCACUUCCCAUCCUGCCUGGACCUUUCCUUCCUCCUCCUCCUGCCCUUCCUCCUUCUUCCCCGCUCCUGUGACCGCUUCACCCUCUCAGCUUCCCUCCCUGACCUUUACUCCCCUCCUCAGCAUCCUCCAGCUGCCGAUCUCCUCUGCGCCCCCCAGUCCAUUCCUUCAGGACUAGCCCCCUUCAUCUGCUUCCUCUUCACCUUUCUCUUCCCUUCUCACGCCUCACCAGCCUUCCCUGUCUCAGGCCAUCAUGCCUUCACAUCUCUCCCCACAGCCCACUUCCCCAAUCCCUUCCCCAGACUCUCCCACCUACUCCCCUGUUAUUCUCUGAGAGGGUUUAAUGUCCAGAUUUAGACCCAGAAUCCAGAGGACACCAAGUGUCAUAUCCUCAUUCACUGGGGAGCCUGCUGCCGCCGCCUGGAUCCACCACCCUCAGCUCUGAGAACGUGUCCUCCUCUUUCAAAACCAUCCAUCCUGAUUCUCCCAGGACUCUUUACCCAGGAGAGCUACAUUUGAGGGGGUGGCCUCUCCCCAACUCCACCUCCCCUCAGAGGGCACCUAUGCAUUUGGAUGAUGGAACAUUGAGCAAAUAUUAUAUUCUGUAGUUUUCCUCCCGCCCACCUCCUCUCUCUUUCCUUCCAUCCCUCCAUCUCCUGUUCCCCUGCUCCUGAAGACGAGAUUCCUGGGGCCAUUCAAUCAUAAGAGAAAGGCCUCAGACAACAAGUGGGGUGGGCAGGCGGGGAUGCUCCCCCGUGCAACCACACACGUUCACACACUCACUCAGAUUGACUUCCUCUUCCCUCCCCCACUCAGACUCCCUCCCUCCCUCGGUAGGUGCUCAAGGAAUCACAAGGUUCUUGGCUCUAAAUUAAGAUCUAAGAAAAGCUAGGAGCUGUGGGCAGAGGAAGUGAGACGGAAGGAAGCCAGAGAAGUGAGAGUAGACCCUGGGGGGGGAGGUAACAGGGACCUGGGAAGUUGUGUAGAUAGGGGCUGGGGACUAGACAGGGGACCACUCUGGGGGUUCCCCUCCCCGCUCCCCACCCCCCGCAAGAGGAUGCUAGGCAGCCGUGGCUCCUGAGUGGCAGCAGCAUAGCUGGCAGCCAGAGCUGGGAGGGGAGAUGGAGUAAAGGCUGAAAAUCUGGGUCAUCUCUGAGGAAGAUCUCGGACAUGGAGUCCAGAAUGUGGCCUGCGCUGCUGCUGUCCCAUCUCCUCCCUCUCUGGCCACUGCUGUUGCUGCCCCUCCCACCGCCUGCCCAAGGUUCCUCCUCCUCCCCUCGGACCCCACCAGCCCCAGCCCGGCCCCCCUGUGCCCGGGGAGGGCCCUCAGCCCCACGCCAUGUGUGCGUGUGGGAGCGAGCACCUCCACCAAGCCGCUCCCCGCGGGUCCCAAGAUCACGUCGGCAAGUCCUGCCGGGCACCUCGCCCCCGGCCACCCCAUCAGGCUUUGAAGAGGGGCCACCCUCAUCCCAGUACCCCUGGGCUAUUGUGUGGGGUCCUACAGUGUCUCGAGAGGAUGGGGGGGACCCCAACUCUGCCAAUCCUGGAUUUCUGCCCCUGGACUAUGGUUUCGCAGCCCCGCAUGGGCUGGCCACCCCACACCCCAACUCAGACUCCAUGCGGGGUGAUGGAGAUGGGCUUAGCCUUGGAGAAGCACCCGCCACCCUGCGGCCAGUCCUGUUCGGGGGCCGCGGGGAAGGUGUGGACCCUCAGCUCUACGUCACAAUUACCAUCUCCGUCAUCAUUGUUCUCGUGGCCACUGGCAUCAUCUUCAAGUUCUGCUGGGACCGUAGCCAGAAGCGGCGCAGGCCCUCUGGGCAGCAAGGCGCCCUGAGGCAGGAGGAGAGCCAGCAGCCCUUGACAGACCUGUCCCCAGCCGGGGUCACUGUGCUGGGGGCCUUCGGGGACUCGCCCACCCCCACCCCUGACCACGAGGAGCCCCGAGGGGGACCCCGGCCUGGGAUGCCCCAGCCCAAGGGGGCUCCAGCCUUCCAGCUGAACCGGAUUCCCUUGGUGAAUCUGUGAUCCCCCCAAGCCUGGGCUGCCACCAAGCAGGGGGCCAAGGGGCCGGCACAGCCCCCAUCCCGCUGAGGGCAGGGCGGCUGUGGGCGCCUCGGAACACUCGCUAGCCCGCGGGUGAGCGCACCUGCUCAGCCUCCUUUAGGUGGGGGCCUCACAUAUCUGUGGCUUUUGGCCCCCGGCCCCGCCCUGGCACACUCACAUGAGAGCCUUGCACACUCACCUCUCCCCUCACGAGCCACUGCACACACUCCUGCUCUUGUACGGCCAGUCUCCCUAGCCACGUCUCCCCCCUCCGCGGAUCCCUCGCGUCCUCCCUUUCGUCUCACACUGUUCCCUUUGUCUUCUCCCCCGUCCCACCCAUCGCUCAGUGGCCCGUCACUCAGAGGUCAGUGGGUGACUCCCGUGGACUCUCGUGUGCAUGUCCCGGCCCCGCGCUGUGGCGUGUGUCAUGCUCACACUCUCGCCUCACGAACACUCACUGACUGAGUUUCUGUGGCCCCUGCAUGCUGCCCCGGAGGUGGGUGGGAGGUGAGCUGGGGGCUCCAUGGGCCUCCAUCUGUCGCGGUCCCAUCCCGCUCCGCGUCACGUGUUUCGCUGUCUCCCCCAUCCCGCUCCGAGGGCUCCCUGUGGGAAUGGGAGUACUGAGGGCGCAAACCCCCACCCCCUCCACUGCUAAAUUCUGUUGUCUGGGAGAUGGCUUUUGGGGAGUCACCCGCUGCACUACAUGAGAAAGGGGCUCCCAUGUGCCCUCCCCUGCUUCCCAAGUCCUUCUGUCUCGUCUGUCCUGGCUGUCUGUGUGUGUCACUCUGGAAUUCAGAGCCCCCUGAGCCAGUCCUCCACUUGCCGGCCUCCCUGAGGGCCUCCGUAACUCCACCUAGGCUGCCAGGGACCGGAGCCAGCUGGUUCAAGGCCAUCGGGAGCUCUGCCUCCCAAUCCGCCCCUCCCUCCCUGGUUCCUCCACUCUCCCUCCUUUUGCACCGCCCCCCCCUCAGGUUUGUCCUGACUUCUCAUGGCUUUCCCACCUUCCUUCCUACUUCCCUCUCUUACCUGGCUCCUAUGCUGUGAUAUAUAUUUUUGUAUUAUCUCUUUCUUCUUGUGGUGAUAAUCUUGAAUUCUUGUGGGAUGUAAGUUUCAAAAUUUUCAAAUAAAGCCUUUGCAAGAUACCUGA